Messenger RNA from Ochotona curzoniae (black-lipped pika), 3147 nucleotides. It is a transcript of the gene FBXW8, whose product is annotated as F-box and WD repeat domain containing 8. Gene Ontology annotation, molecular function: protein binding. Gene Ontology annotation, biological process: protein ubiquitination; cilium assembly. The record is from RefSeq and is a predicted model, not a curated record. Lineage: Eukaryota; Metazoa; Chordata; Mammalia; Lagomorpha; Ochotonidae. Gene Ontology annotation, cellular component: ciliary basal body; Cul7-RING ubiquitin ligase complex; centriole. The coding region runs from base 56 to 1852 and encodes 598 amino acids. The transcript is spliced from 11 exons.
CUUCCCGCGGAGGGACUGUCCCGUGGCAGACACGAAGGCCCAAGGAGCUGCGACCAUGGCCGACCAGGGCCUGGAAGAGUUCCGCCGGCGCUGGCAGGAGGAGCUGGCUCAGGCUCAGGCGCUGAGGAAGCGGCGACGGCCGGAGGCUGCGGAGCGGCGGCCCCGGCGGCCCGAGGUGACCCCCGGGCGAGGCGAGCAGGCCUCGGGGUACCUGGCGUUGGCCCAGGGUCUCCUUGAGGGCGCGGGGAGGCCUCCGGGGGCGCGGGCGUCCCGGGCCGAGAGGUCGGACGCCGCGAGCCGCUCCCGCUCCCCGCCGGUCCGCGAAGGCGCCGGGGGCAGCGAGCCCCUGGUGGACCAGCUCAUCCGCGACCUGAAUGAAUUGGAUGAUGUGCCCUUCUUUGAUGUUCAACUGCCUUAUGAAUUGGCAAUCAACAUAUUUCAGUAUCUGGGCCGGAAAGAACUAGGAAGAUGUGCACAGGUGAGCAAGACGUGGAAGGUGAUCGCAGAAGACGAAGUGCUGUGGUAUAGGCUGUGCCAGCAGGAAGGGCACCUUCCGGAGAGCAGCAUCUCAGAUUAUUCCUGCUGGAAGCUCGUCUUCCAAGAGUGCCGAGCCAGGGAGCACAUGUUAAGGACCAACUGGAAGAAUCGAAAGGGGGCCGUGAGUGAGCUGGAGCCUGUUCCGGAUGCAGUGUUGUGUGAUGUGCAUUCUCACGACGGCGUUGUCAUUGCUGGAUACACAUCAGGGGAUGUUAGGGUGUGGGACACCCGCACCUGGGACUACCUGGCCCCCUUCCUGGAAUCAGAGUAUGAGGAGGACGAGCCUGGAAUGCAGCCAUAUGUCUCCUUUGUGAGGAUAAACAGCUCGCUGGCGGUAGCGGCUUAUGAGGAUGGAUUUCUCAAUAUUUGGGACCUAAGGACUGGAAGGUAUCCCAUUCACCGCUUCGAGCAUGAUGCAAGAAUACAGGCGCUAGCCCUCGGCCGAAAGGAUGUCACUGUCGCCACAGCCUCUGCAUUUGGCGUUGUAAUGCUGUACCCCAAUGAGGAGGGCUACUGGCAGAUGGCAGCUGAGUUUGAAGUUCAGAAACUGGUCGACUUCUUUGAGAUAGUUCCAGAUACUGGGAGGUACCCUGUGGCAAUAGCCACUGCUGGAGAUCUGGUCUACCUGCUAAAAGCUGAAGACUCUGCCAGAACCCUCCACUAUGUCUAUGGGCAGCCUGUCACAUGUCUGGAUGUCUCUGCAAGCCAGGUUGCCUUUGGUGUCAAGAGCCUAGGAUGGGUGUACGAAGGAAACAAGAUCCUGGUGUACAGCCUGGAAGCAGAACGCUGCCUCUCGAAGCUGGGCAAUGCCCUCGGGGACUUCACGUGCGUCAACCUCAGGGAUAGCCCUCCCAACCUCAUGGUCAGCGGCAACAUGGACAGGAGGGUGAGGAUCCACGACCUCCGCAUGGAUAAGAUCGCACUGUCGCUCUCCGCCCACCAGCUUGGGGUCUCCGCGGUGCAGAUGGACGACUGGAAAAUCGUCAGCGGAGGCGAGGAAGGCCUGGUCUCCGUGUGGGAUUAUCGCAUGAACCAGAAGCUGUGGGAGGUACAUUCCAGGCACCCGGUUCGGCACAUCUCCUUUAACAGCCACAGCCUCAUCACAGCCAACGUGCCCUACGAGCGGGUGAUGCGCAACCCUGACCUGGACAACUUCACCACAUACAGGAGGCACCGGGGCCUGAUCCACGCCUACGCCUUCGCAGUGGACCAGCUGGCCUUCCAGAGCCCGCUGCCCAUGUGCCGCUCGGCCUGCGGUGCCAUGAACAGUUACGACUACAACCUCGCGCUGGCCUUUCCCUCGGACAACGCCUAAGGACCUGCCUCUGGGGAGAAAGUGGGCUGGACCAAUUUUAGGAAUUUUAAAACUCCAGAGAGCCCUGCACUGGGUGUUUUGUUGAUGGUUUGAGGGAGGGCGCACCCUGAGCCCCCCUGAGAAAGCCAGGCAUGCCUGGGCCUCGUUCGUGCUGUUCUCUCGCUCCUGUGCCUUGAGGGCCGUGCACCCCAGCUGAGGUCAGACUGAUCCCUGGCCUGGCACACGUUCCCCCAUGUGGAGCCCCUCCAAGAGCAGUGCCCACCCACAUGCCACGGAACACAGGGCCCCAUGUGCCUAUAAGUCACCUGCCAGCACAGGGUGGUAAGGGUAGACCUGCCUUCCCCAUGCACCUUUCUCCUACCCCUUAGUCUGUCCCAGCAGAACAGGACAGGGAAACACCAACCCAUGCGCAUGGGGGAGCGGCAGAGCGGAGGCACCCAUAGGUGUGGGAGCUUUACGUCCUGAGUAGGCUGGGCUCAGUGGGUGUGCAUACAUCACUGCCAACAGCAAAGCCCCGAGCGCACAGGACACUGCCAGGAAGCGAAGUGACAGGUACCUGAGAACUCCAGAACAGAGCCUGGUCAGGACGAUCGUGACCAUGCUGUGGCUGGCUCACAGAACUGAGUCCCCACUUCAGGAAACUCCGGUGAGGUCGUGGGGUCCCGGAGCAGUGAUAGUCCAGCAGAUAGAUAGAAACAGGCGUUAGGAAAUGCUUGGAGAACGGUUUCCAAGCCCAAACCAGCUUUUCAAAGAGACAAGGCACGUGGUGCUCAUAGAACACGUGCACAGGACCGCCGGGGCAAGGUCCCUCCGAGGAGGCCUGGCCUGCGGAGGGAGGGAGGACGACUUCAGUUUCCCUCCUGCAAGCAGGUGUCCCCGGCCCCUGUCGGACGCCCUCCUUCCCUAGUCUGGGGGCGGUGGGAUUUCUGGGACUUGGUUCCAGACUCAAGCUGCCUCUGUAUCCUGCAAUACAAACUAGAGCUCGAGUUUAAAAGAAAUUAGGCCCACGCCCCAAAAUUAAAAGUCGCUUCCCUCUUCUGCUGCCCACUGUCAGCAGUGGGCCCCUUGGAGCCCUGCACCCCAAGAGCUGCCACCAGCCCACAGUUCUCCCUCCUCCCCGCUGCCCGGCGGGUGGCUGCAGGUUCCCAGCGUGGGGUGGUAGAAGCCUCUGCCAGCCCAGCUCCCCUCAGAUAUGUGCCUGGGACCACCCCAAGGCUGCAGCAUCUUCUCCCCAACAUCCCGGGACCUGCUUUCUACCUUGUGCAUAUGUGUUGGUAUUAAACUUUUGGAACUUA